Messenger RNA from Hydatigera taeniaeformis, 720 nucleotides. Lineage: Eukaryota; Metazoa; Platyhelminthes; Cestoda; Cyclophyllidea; Taeniidae. The record is from the annotation of a GenBank genome assembly.
AUGGACGCAAGUGUCGCACAGCUAAUUUUGAAUGCAAGGUACAACUCAUAUGGAAAGAUUUCGUGCAUUGUUUGUGGCAUUCCGAUCAAGUCAGAAAUAACUUGGAAGGCUCAUAUUUUAAGCAAAACUCACAAAGAUAACGCCAUUCGCGGUACAGAUUCUCUUAGGCGUAUUCAAUCUCAAGUGAGGGACUGCGCACCACCUGCAAAACAACUUAAGUUAGAGGUGGCGGAGUCGCAAGUUGAAGACUCGAAGUUUAAGAAGGAAGAAGAGGUCACACCUGAGCUCCCAAGUUCUUCUCAGUCUAAACCCAAGGAAGAAGUAGCAGCCCAGAAUUGUGUAUUGCCAGAAGGAUUUUUUGAUGAUGCACGCAGGGAUGCUGAAGUUAGGAACGUGCCUUUCAAAGAUAAAAUGGAUGCUGAAAUGGAGAUCUUUCGGAAAGAAUUGGGAACUUUGGAUCAGGAAUCGGAACAAAUUCUUGAAAAGGAUAACGAAGAGAUGGUUGUUGCUAGGAAUUUAGCAGAAGUCGAUAAGCAAAUUUCAAUGUGGGAAAAGUUUCGUGAAUUAGAGAUGCAAAUUGAAGCUGGUUUAUCAAAGAAGAAAAUCGUGAAACCCGAAGGUGAUUCUAUCAACUCCGUAAACGAAGAUGACGGUAGUGACAGUGGGGACACCGAUGAGGAUGAAUUAAACGAUUUUCGCUUUAAAGCUGGGAUCAGGUAG